AUGGCCCUCCUUAUCUCCACUCCAGCUCGCUACAGUCGUCGUCUGGCUUAUGCCACUACCUUUAACCGUAGUAACUUCUCGACGGCUGUUGAUAAGGGAACGAUGACCCCAAGCGAGGCGUUUGUGGAAACCCUCAUAAAACAGGAUGUGAAAUAUGUCUUCGGAAUCGCCGGCUCAGCCUUUAUGGAUGCCCUCGAUCUCUUCCCCAUAGCAGGGAUAAGGUAUAUAAGCGUCCAACACGAACAGAACGCUGUUCAUAUGGCUGAUGGUUACGCCCGUAUCAGUGGUCGUCACGGUGUAUGCGCGGCUCAGAACGGCCCUGGUAUCACUAAUUUUGUUACUGCCCUACAGGGCUGUUACUGGUCCCAUAGCCCUGUAGUGGUCAUCACGCCCGACCACUCUUCGAUGCAAACGGGAACUGGGGGUUUUCAGGAAUGCGAUCAGUUGAAGAUAUUCGAGAGUAUGGUAAAGUACCAAGGGCAGGUGAACAACCCUAAAAGGGUCGCAGAGAUAACCUCGAGGGCCUUUGAUAUCGCCCUCAACGACCGAGGACCGACACAGAUCAACAUACCGAGAGAUUACUGGUAUGGAAAAUAUGACUUUACUAUACCGGAUCCACUUCACAUUGAGCGAGGCCCGGGGGGGCCCAAGUCGAUCGAGCGCGCCAAGGAGCUCCUUAUGAGUGCUAAGAAUCCGGUAUAA
Perkinsus marinus ATCC 50983 is the source of this 702-nucleotide messenger RNA. Its product is annotated as acetolactate synthase, putative. Bases 1 to 702 code for a protein of 233 amino acids. NCBI's taxonomy places the organism in Eukaryota, Perkinsozoa, Perkinsida, Perkinsidae. The transcript has 7 exons. Gene Ontology annotation, cellular component: acetolactate synthase complex; mitochondrion. The record is from RefSeq and is a predicted model, not a curated record. Gene Ontology annotation, molecular function: flavin adenine dinucleotide binding; acetolactate synthase activity; thiamine pyrophosphate binding. Gene Ontology annotation, biological process: L-valine biosynthetic process.